Messenger RNA from Dibothriocephalus latus, 366 nucleotides. The record is from the annotation of a GenBank genome assembly. NCBI's taxonomy places the organism in Eukaryota, Metazoa, Platyhelminthes, Cestoda, Diphyllobothriidea, Diphyllobothriidae.
AUGGGAAGUCGUCCUGUGGGCUGCUCAGACGAGGUUUCUGCCAUUUGUAAUGUAAUUUUUUUAGCUUUGACUCGUGUUUAUGUUGCCCAAAGUGCCCAAUCUCAUGUUAAACCAAUUCGAUAUCCUACUGUUUCUUACGACGAUUUAACCAAACCGGAAGGGUCAUGGCAGGAGCACUAUGAAAAUAUUAAUAAGGAGUAUACUCGCUAUAUGUACUACGGCCUAGCUACGUUCGCGAUCUCUAUUGGCAUAACCAUUUACGUCGCUGAUUUUGGUCGUUACGCUGAACAAUUUCACCGAAAUACACCCGAGGGUCUCAGCUUCUUGAAUCCCAAGCCCGAGAUUCUUGAAGAAAUCCAAAAUUAA